Eremothecium sinecaudum is the source of this 2097-nucleotide messenger RNA. RefSeq names its product metal cation transporter MSC2 (gene MSC2). The transcript has a single exon. Gene Ontology annotation, cellular component: membrane; Golgi apparatus. Gene Ontology annotation, molecular function: zinc ion transmembrane transporter activity. The record is from RefSeq and is a predicted model, not a curated record. Bases 1 to 2097 code for a protein of 698 amino acids. Gene Ontology annotation, biological process: transmembrane transport; intracellular zinc ion homeostasis; zinc ion transport. NCBI's taxonomy places the organism in Eukaryota, Fungi, Ascomycota, Saccharomycetes, Saccharomycetales, Saccharomycetaceae.
AUGUCGCUGAAUCAAGUGUUAACGCGAAUUCCUUUACUGCUGUCAUACCCAGCAAUUCUAUUAUCAGCCAGUCUAAUUUCUACAUAUACAGAUGCAUCAGAUAAUGAUAAUUGUCUACAUUUGGCCCUGAGAGUUCUGUUGAUACCACUUGCUGCAUCAGCCAUUGUUGUAUUGAUUACCCAGCAAGUGAUGAAGUCUUUCACAAAAUAUAGUGCUGUCAUAUUCCUAAUAUCUCUCACAAAUGCAUUACUUACUGAAUUUAUGGGACCAGUUCAAGCUUCUGUAUUAUCUGUCACUUUCUUACAGUUAUUUUCUGCGUCAUCGGUUAAGUUUCAGUACUACAUUCCUCUUCCAGCAUUGAGUCUAUCGUUGAACUACUUUGAAAGCACUUCAUAUAUUCCCACAGUUAUAUCAUAUGCGGUACUUAUUGUACUUUUACUUUGGCAAAAGAAGGUUGGAAUGAAGAUCACUUCCUAUUUGAAUGAGGUAAAAGUGCAAAAGUACUUCUUCUCAGUUUUAACUAUUACGUUGCUUUUUGGUAUAGGUGCACUUGUAAGCUUUGUUCCUACUGUUAAGAUAAAUUACUCUAUGGUUCUGGUCUUUAUUGGUUGUAGCAUUGUUACAUUGUUUAGUUUUGAAGAUAUCACACAGGACAUUCUUGCUAUAAACAAGAAGGCUACAAUUGCGCAUGAAGUAUGGAAGCUACCGUAUACACCUUCAAUAAUUGGAACUAUGUCAGUAAUGUUGCGAUUUUUGUCAUCAAAUGUAUUAUCAUCAAGUUACAAGGGGGCUUUAACGCUCAUUUUGUUCAUUUCUAUGAGUGGAAUAUUGCCAAGCAUCGUUGAUCAAGGUGCUCCACAUACGGUUGUAGGCUACGAAAACGUUGAUAGGCAUUGCGAUGAUGUCAGCCAUCAUUCACAUUCGCAUUCUCAUUCACACGUUAAUGGCAAAAAUGAUGAUGGCGCUAACAGUACAGCAUCUAUUCUUAGGAAGCUGGCUGUUAGUAAAGAAAACCGGGCGAUAUUUUCCUUCUUACUACUUAACUUUGCGUUUAUGUUGGUGCAAUUACUGUACUCUUUCCGCUCAAAGUCACUUGGGUUACUUUCUGAUUCUUUGCAUAUGGCAUUGGAUUGUACAUCGUUGCUUUUAGGACUCCUGGCGAGUGUAUUAUCGAAGAAUCCUUCCACAGACAAAUUUCCUUUCGCAUUGACUUACUUAGAAACCCUUGCCGGUUUUACUAACGGGGUGUUGCUUCUUGGUAUUGUUUCGGGCAUCCUUGUUGAAGCAGUAGGAAGAAUAGUUCAUCCAAUAACCCUUCAUGGUACCAAUGAAUUGAUUGUAGUAUCAGUAAUGGGUCUGUUGGUUAACAUAGUUGGUCUUUUUGCCUGUGAUCAUACAGGACACGAUCACGACAACGAAAACUUAAAGGGCAUAUUUCUUCAUAUUCUGGCUGACACCCUAGGAUCUGUUGGUGUUAUAGUAUCAACUUUACUAACGAAAAUGUUUGGGUCGCAGGUAUUUGAUCCGCUAGCCUCGAUCUUCAUAGCAUUAAUGAUCCUCUUAAGUUCAAUACCGUUACUCAAAUCAACUACAAAUGGGAUAUUGUUAAAAAUGAAUGAUAAAAAUCAUGCACUAGUCAAGGAAGCAUUAACGCAGAUAGCCUCUACUCCUGGUAUUGCUGGUUAUUCAACACCCAGGUUUUGGCCAGCUACAGCGAGUUCUGGAGGCUGUCAUUCGCAUUCGCAUGUAAACACAAAUAUGCUUGACCAUGGACAUGAGCACACACACGCAGACGAAAACGAACAUAAACACGAACACGAACUUGAUCAUGAGCUUGAACACAGCCACAAUCAUAACAAUUCUCACUCAUGCACCGAAAAAGGUACCGUUUCAUCUUCCAAGACAUCGGCAGCCAGGAAGUUGAUUGGGUAUAUCCAUAUUCAACAUACCGAUGGUGAAAACUCAACAAUUAUCAAGAAACGCGUGGAAAAGAUAUUUGAUAAUUUGGGUAUAACGGCAUGGAUUCAGGUUGAACCUAAUGAAUCUAAAUGUUGGUGCCGUGCAACGUCAUUUCAGCAUCAAGCCGCAGCGCAUUAA